UGCGCGCUCACUGUUGCAGCCGCCCCCGGUCUCCUCGCGCUGGCUGGGCUCGCUCUUGCCUGCCUGCCUUCCUGCUUUUCUCCGCUUGGAUUAUUUUUUUCACUCGCACAAAGCCCAGCUCCGCAAUGACAGUCAAAGCCGAGGCCUCCGGACCUACGUUAACUUACUCAAAGAUGAGGGGCAUGAUGGCCAUCCUCAUCGCUUUCAUGAAACAGAGAAGAAUGGGGCUGAACGAUUUCAUUCAGAAAAUAGCCACCAAUUCCUAUGCCUGCAAGCACCCUGAAGUUCAGUCUAUUUUGAAAAUCUCCCAGCCUCAAGAGCCUGAGUUGAUGAAUGCUAAUCCUUCCCCUCCGCCCAGUCCCUCGCAGCAGAUCAAUCUUGGUCCAUCAUCCAACCCGCAUGCUAAACCAUCAGACUUUCAUUUCUUAAAAGUGAUUGGAAAAGGCAGUUUUGGAAAGGUUCUCCUCGCACGGCAUAAAGCAGAAGAACAAUUCUAUGCUGUUAAAGUACUACAAAAGAAAGCAAUCCUAAAAAAGAAAGAGGAGAAACACAUAAUGUCAGAGCGCAAUGUCCUGUUGAAAAAUGUGAAACACCCCUUCUUGGUUGGACUCCACUUUUCUUUCCAGACUGCAGACAAAUUGUACUUUGUCUUAGACUACAUCAAUGGUGGAGAGUUGUUCUACCAUCUCCAGAGGGAGCGUUGCUUCCUGGAACCAAGAGCUCGUUUUUAUGCUGCUGAAAUAGCUAGUGCACUGGGAUACUUGCACUCUCUGAACAUAGUUUAUCGGGACUUGAAACCAGAGAAUAUUCUUCUAGAUUCUCAGGGGCAUAUUGUCUUGACUGACUUUGGACUCUGCAAAGAGAACAUAGAACACAAUGGCACAACCUCCACCUUUUGUGGCACACCAGAGUACCUUGCUCCUGAAGUUCUUCAUAAGCAGCCCUAUGACAGGACUGUUGACUGGUGGUGCCUUGGAGCAGUUUUGUACGAGAUGCUUUAUGGACUGCCCCCUUUCUACAGCAGGAACACAGCAGAAAUGUACGAUAAUAUCUUGAACAAACCCCUGCAGUUGAAACCAAAUAUUACCAACUCUGCUAGGCACCUUCUGGAAGGUCUUUUGCAAAAAGACAGGACAAAGCGCCUUGGUGCCAAGGAGGACUUUACGGAGAUUAAGAAUCACAUCUUCUUCUCCCCAAUUAACUGGGAUGAUCUCAUUAAUAAAAAGAUUACACCCCCUUUUAACCCAAAUGUGAGUGGCCCCAGUGAUCUGCGACACUUUGAUCCUGAGUUUACAGAUGAGCCAGUCCCCAACUCCAUUGGUCAGUCUCCAGACAGCAUCCUUAUUACUGCCAGCGUCAAGGAAGCUGCAGAAGCUUUUCUGGGCUUCUCUUAUGCUCCACCCAUGGAUUCUUUCCUGUGAACUUCAUUUCCCCUUUUUUUGUUUUUAAUUAUUAUGUUGGCCGUCUGGUUGAACAGCCAGUUGACCCAUCAUCUUGAAACAGAAUUUGCACAUCUCCACCAUGGCAGCUUUGCAGCCUUAAUUUUCAACUACACUGUUUGCUGGAAGCUUUUUUUGAAGAGCACAUAACUCUCUAAAUGAGCUUACAGGCUUUUUCACUCUUAUUCGUUCUUCCCCCAAAGUGGUGCUAUCUCCUUGGGAAAGAAGGAAAAAGUAUCUGCUGCCAGAGACUGCUACGGUAGAUUGUAGGAAUAAUAAUGUGCUGUUUUGAAAAUAAUGUUCCAAAAAGCCUUGCCUGAAGGUGUAUCUGGAUGUGAUUAAGGAUUUUAUGAAACGUGCCUUUUUCUGAUGCGAUCUUGUUAGCUCCAAAGCUUUACCUGUUGCAAAGUGUUUCUCGAUUCCUUUCUGUGGGUUUACUAUGUGAACAAAUGGUAUGAGUGUGGUAUGAAUACUACAGAUGGACUUAGUUUAAAGCAUCAAUGUGACACUUGCAGGAUACUACAAUGUGGGGCAUUGUUCGUUUCUUCCAUAUUUGGAAGAUAAAUUAAGUGUAGAUUUUGAAAUUUUUUUUGUAAACUAUACAGUCGAUUUAAAAUUAUUGAAAUGGGCUCACAGUGACUUGUAUCCAAAUGCUUGAAGAGAGCAUUGCUGCUAUGAGAGAAGAUUUCUAUUUUUAGAAAGGGUUUUUAUGGACCAAAAUGCCCCAGCUGCAGUCGGUCAAAGCUGUUGGUUUGUUUCAUUUUUUUUUUUUCUCUUCCUUUUUUCAUUUUAAGUUUUUUAAAUGACAUCAUCUGUAAAAUGGGCAUUAUUUAUGUGGGGGGGUUGCAUUCCUGAUUGUAUGUAUUGUAAAAAGUUCUGUACAUUCAGUUGUAACUCUAGAUGUAUAUUUAAACUUGCAGGCUUACUUGCAAUGUAAUGUAUACCAUCAUUGUAAUGUAAUUAACAUGGUUAUAAUAUGUACCAUUUUUUUGUGACCAAACCCAUUGGUUUGCAGUAAAAUCCAGGGGGG
Messenger RNA from Gavialis gangeticus (Gharial), 2469 nucleotides. Its product is annotated as serine/threonine-protein kinase Sgk1. The record is from RefSeq and is a predicted model, not a curated record. Gene Ontology annotation, biological process: protein phosphorylation. The transcript is spliced from 12 exons. The coding region runs from base 126 to 1421 and encodes 431 amino acids. NCBI's taxonomy places the organism in Eukaryota, Metazoa, Chordata, Crocodylia, Gavialidae. Gene Ontology annotation, molecular function: protein serine/threonine kinase activity; ATP binding.